Molecule: messenger RNA, 1368 nt
Organism: Linderina pennispora
Lineage: Eukaryota; Fungi; Kickxellomycota; Kickxellomycetes; Kickxellales; Kickxellaceae
Product: MFS general substrate transporter
Exons: 3
Coding region: 1-1368 (455 amino acids)
Biological process (GO): transmembrane transport
Cellular component (GO): membrane
Molecular function (GO): transmembrane transporter activity
Source: RefSeq, a predicted model, not a curated record
AUGAGUGGCAAGACCGAUAACACAGAGUCGCGGUACAAUGACUUUUCCACAGACGAGGAGCAGCAGCUGACACGCUCGUACCUGCGCAAGAUUGACUUGCGGUUCCUCCCCAUCUGCUGCGCAGUCUACUGCACAGCCAUCUGGGACAGAAACAACGAGGCAAUCAUUGGGCUUCACGGUGGACAGUUCAACUGGAUCGUCUCGGCGUUCUUCUUCACAUACAUCUUCUGCGAGAUUCCGUCCAACAUCAUGCUGAAGCGGGUCGGCGCCAAGAUCUGGCUGCCGUUCAUUGCCAUUGCGUGGUCGGUGCUGUGUGCGUGCAUGGCUGCAGGCAAGAGCUAUGCCUCGUUGAUUGUGAUCCGCAUCCUGAUGGGUAUCUUCGAGGCAGGACUCGUGCCGGGCUUCAUCUUCUUCACGUCGUUCUGGUACACAAGGCGGCAGCUGGGCCCGCGCAUCUCGCUGUUCUUCUCGGCGGGUACGUUCGCCGGCAUCUGGACGGGCCCGCUGGCCGCCGCCCUGCAAAAAAUUGACACUGGCCUGCACGGGUACCAGUAUAUUUUCAUCAUCGAGGCUGUAAUCACAGUUGGCUUGGCGGUGAUCAUGUAUUUUUUGCUGCAAAACUACCCCGAGAGCGCAACAUUCCUGAGCGAGGACGAGCGGUCGGUGGCAAUGGAGAAGCUGGACAAGGAGAGGGCGCUGGCGGGCAAGGCCAAGUACAACUCGCGCCAGGUGCUGCGCGCGCUGGCCGACCCGACUGUCUGGGGCUACGGCGUUAUCUUUUGGGCGGCUGCGACCGGUGGUGCGACCCAGGCGAUCUUUGGCCCGACCCUUGAUCAGGGCCAUGGGAUACACGGCGACCCGCGCCCAGGUGCUAUCAUCUCGAUGUUCCUGCCGCGGCUCUACCCGCGGCUCAGCGUGUGGAUGAUGAUCUACAGUGGCAUGGCGUGUGUGUUCUAUGCGAUCAUUGCCUCGGUGUCGGGCAUCCACAUACGCUUCGCCUUCCUGUGUCUGGCCAACUUUGCGCUGUCGCCGACCAUGCCCAUUGUGUCGCUGUGGAUGCAGCACAAUGUGCUAGGCGUCACCAAGAAGGGCGUGGCCUCGGCCAUGACAGUCAUGAUGGGCGGCAUUGCCGGGCUUAUUGGCUCGCACAUCUACCGCAACCAGGAUGCCCCGCAGUACCGGUUCGGCCACCUGUUUGUGUGCGUGUGCAAUGCCCUUGUGUUCGCCAUCUCGCUUGCUCUCCACGUUUACUUCCGGCUCGAGAACCGCCGCCGCGACCGCAUGCCUGAGGUUGAUCUGUCGCAGUACUCUGCGGAGGAGCUCGAGGACAUGUGCGACAACCGCCCCGACCACCGCUACUCUUACUAG